AUGACCACGGGCACGCAUGAUAACUCCCUUGUAUCACUACCUGACGCGAAGGAGUCCAAGCUAGCCCUGGCUUCGAAGGCAGUCGAUCAGGAAAGACAGCCUCUAGACGCACGCUUCUGGCUCGUCUUUCUUGGUAUUGGGAUAGCCACAAUGAUUACUGCUCUUGAGCUGUCUGCGGUCUCUGUUGCACUCCCAACCAUUACCCAGGAUCUGCAUGGCUCAUCGUUCAUAUGGGUCGGCUCGGCGUAUACACUGGCAGGGACGGCUUUCAUUCCCCUCAGCGGAGGUCUCUCCCAGAUCUUCGGAAGACGCAUUGUGAUCCUGUCAUCUCUGGCGAUCAUGGCUCUAGGCAGUGCCCUCUGUGGGUCUGCGAAGAACAUGACCCAUAUGAUUGCAGGACGAACGGUCCAGGGGCUCGGUGGUGGAGGAAUCUCCGCUACGACUGCCAUCAUCAUCUCCGACCUCGUGCCCCUCAGUGAACGUGGUAUUUACAACGGUUUGAUUGGGAUUGCUUGGGCGAUGGCCAGUGGGAUCGGACCCAUUGUUGGCGGCGCCCUUGCUCAGAAGGGUCAGUGGAGGUGGCUCUUCUAUCUCAACAUCCCGAUAUGCGGGGUAGCUGGCGCCAUCAUGAUCCUCUUCUUGCGUGUCCGGGCACCGCCAGGGACCCUGAAGGAGAAGGUACGCAGGAUCGACUGGCUUGGGACAUUCCUUGUCAUUGCCGCGACUACUGCCUGCGUCAUCGGACUCACCUGGAGCGGCGUCCAAUAUUCCUGGAGCUCGGCGCCGGUGCUAGCGCCUCUUAUAAUCGGUCUCGUAGGUAUGGUGGUAUUCAUUAUGUACGAGUGUAUUUUCCCGGAACAUCCACUGGUGCCCUCUGCAUUACUGUCCACGAUCACGGGAAUCAGCGGUUACAUGCAGACGUUCCUCAUGCCAGUAGUAAUGAUCGGAGUCAUCUAUUACAUUCCCGUCUACCUACAAGCAUGCAAAGGCGCCUCUGCAAUCGGUUCUGGCGUAGAUGCGCUGUCUUUCUCGUUGGUCAUCGCGCCCAUAGGUCUUCUCGGAGGCGCGUUCGUCAAUCGCACAGGCGGCUAUCGGGUACCAUUAUGGACGGCCUGGAUCAUCUUGAUGGUCGGCACGGGACUACUCAUCACUUUGGAUGCGGACACGCCCCUCGGGCAUACCAUCGGGUUUCUCGUACCGUGUGCGCUUGGCUGUGGACUGCUGGCGUUUUCGACGUACUUCCCUGUACUUGCGCCGCUCCACGUCUCCCAGAACGGCCUCGCCAUUGCGUUCUUCAUGUUCCUGCGUAACUUUGCUAUGGUCUGGGGAGUCACGAUCGGCGGAACUGUCCUUCAGAACGAGCUUCAAAGACACUUACCGCCCACCUUCAUCGCCCAGUUCCCGGAAGGGACAGUCGUUGCGUAUGCCACGAUCCCUGCCAUAGCAAGUCUCCCGGAACCACUACGUACAGAGGUCCGGGAAGCCUUCGCAGCCAGCCUUAAGGUCGUCUGGGAAGUCCUCCUAGCCGUCGGUGGUCUCGGGUUUGUCUCGAGCCUUUUCAUGAAAGCGGUUCCUCUACACACCGCCGUGGAUGAUCAAUGGGGCUUGCAACAGCAGCCAGAGAGUGAUAACAGCAUAAGUACUACUACAACGGCAGUAUAG
Messenger RNA from Fomitopsis serialis, 1662 nucleotides. Its product is annotated as iron permease. The transcript is spliced from 11 exons. Gene Ontology annotation, biological process: transmembrane transport. NCBI's taxonomy places the organism in Eukaryota, Fungi, Basidiomycota, Agaricomycetes, Polyporales, Fomitopsidaceae. The record is from RefSeq and is a predicted model, not a curated record. Bases 1 to 1662 code for a protein of 553 amino acids. Gene Ontology annotation, molecular function: transmembrane transporter activity.